GGCGGUUUUGUCGUGCGGCCACAUUGUUUGUCACGUCAUGGUCACGUGCAGUGUAGCAGGACUGAUUUGGAAACGUUAUUCGAGUCAGUUCAUACUUCGUGGCAAUCUUUAACAUCUAGCGAGGCACAAGAGUCAAGUCGUAAAUUGUACGACUCCUCUCCAUAUGUUUUGUACAGGAUUUUCUACCAGCCGCACACUUUGGCACUCUCGUAAAUCAGAUUGACUUCAGAGUUCAGACUUGGCACACACUUAGGCCACCACCUGAAGAUGUAUGCCGAAGUUUUCGUCACGAUGACGUAAUCAGGUGUCAAGGUGGUCACAAUGCCAUCAGCGGGUGGCAUAGCGGCACCCAGUAUCAUCCCACUCAGGGUACCACAGCCGGGCAAAACAGCCAGUCAGAUUGACACGAAUACACUCAUAGAAAUCAAAUCAGAAACUGGUGAUGCAAUCAUUUAUCUGACAACAAACGGCAGCCGACCUGAUCCAUACCGUAAGGCAGAUAAGAGUACUAUCAAAUACAAAGGACCAUUCCUUCUUAACGAGGGUAGGAGAACCAUCAAAGCCAUUGCUGUCUCCAGCGACAGACGGAGUGAGAGCCAUGUAGUCAGCAAGAUGUUCAGUGUUGCCUAUGCCGAUCCUGAACCCGAACCUUAUGAAGAUGAUGAUGCUAGCUUUAUCAUGGACUCUAGGCCCAGGAGUGCACUCAGGAGGUCACAUCAGUUCAGUGACAUCGAUGAUGUCAUUGAUGUCACAAGAUCAACCAACAACAUAACCCUGUCCAAGUCAUACCAAGGGAUGGGCAACUCAGGCGUGACGAUGCCAUACAAUGCAUGGGGCUCCACCGCUCCACCUCAGACUCUGGCGACCUUACAGAAAAAUCCUGAUUACAUGUUUCACUAUCACAUGCAUCAGCAAACCAGCCCAAGGCAAAGCCAAGCACCUGUGCAGUACCGCCAGCCCCCUCCACCCCAGCCCCCACCACAGACUGUCCAACCGCCGGUCAUUGUAGAUCCCUAUGCCAGUAGCUGGCGCCCCGUCAGCAUUCCCCUACCGGCGGUCCUCAACCAGGAGAUAGGAACGCAGACCGUGGGUCUGUUCUACCCGACCCACGAGCAGCUGGGCAGGAGAGAACGUGACGUGGAGGAGGUGCGGAUGAUGAGAGAGUCGUCGACGUCAAUGUCGGCGUCGGCUAAGACUGAGAAGCCUAACUUGAUGGAGACCAGCCCAGGCAAGGGGUACUGGAAGAAGCAGCUCGCCCACGUCGUGGCUCACCUGGAAGCCUUCACUCAGCGAGAGGCCGAGUUCAGAGCGGACGUGGGCAAACCAAAGAUGGGAAAGAUUACAUCUGCGAGUGUUGAAGACGACGGUGUGGAUGUGACUAUCACUAUCAGCUUGGAGUCACAAACUGAUACGCCUGCAGUCAGACCGAAUCGGGCAUCCAUGGCCAGAAAGGAAGCAUUACUGGCCAAGUCUCUUGCAAAGGACAGUGAAUCUGAUUCUCCGUACGGCAAAUCAAAGAAGAAAUCUAUGACCAAGAAACUUGCUGCCAAGAAGAAAGCUGCAGAAGAAGAGAGGCUUUCAGAAGAGGAUCGUCAUUUAUUCAAGGAACUCAGCCCCAAGGGAGAAGGGGACCCAGACAACGUGCAAGACCUCCUGGACGACGGGGCAGACCCAAACUCUGAAAACAAGGAUGGCGUGCCUGCCCUGGUGGUCGCUACCAUCAACAACCACGCAGAGUGUUUGCCUGUACUGAUAGAUGCCGGGGCUAAAGUCAACGCUAAAGUCUCUAGCAGGAAGGGCAACACAGCUCUCCAUGAGGCCGUCCUCCUAGGACCCGACGGCCAAGAAGCCAUCGAAGCCCUCCUGGAAGGCGGAGCCAACGCCAAAGCCAAGAACGCGAAAGGCGAGACGCCCUACGACCUCGCCAUCAAGAACGGCUACAACAGCAUCGCGGCUCUGUUUGCCUCCAGUAUGGGCCAGGACAUGCUGGAUAAGAUGUCCGACACUAAGAAGAAGGACAAGGGCAGCAAGGCGAAGGCCAAGAAGAAAGCCAAGGAAGAAGAAGAGGACAGUGAGGAGGAAUUUGUUGUCAAGAAGAGGAAGGCGUACAGGGAGAAACUGCCACAGGAUAAAGGUUCAGUGGUGGCAGCAUCACCAUUUGAUGCACAGUCAGAUUCUGAGAAGCUUCGCAAAGCCAUGAAAGGACUGGGUACCGAUGAGAAAGCAAUAAUUGAGGUAGUGACGCACCGCUCGAGCUCUCAGCGACAGAAGAUUUCCAAACAGUUCAAGCAGAUGUUUGGAAAGGAUUUGAUGAAGGAAUUCAAGGGAGAGUUGGGGGGCAAACUUUUGGAUGUUGUCAACGGAUUGAUGAUGACUCCAGAGAAAUUUGAUGCCUACCAACUUCACAAGGCUAUUAAGGGUCUAGGCACAGACGAGGCAGUACUGAUUGAGAUCCUGUGCACACGAAGCAAUGCGUCCAUCGACGCCAUCAAAUCUGCCUACGAAACAGCUUACAACAAAAAUCUGGAGGAGGACGUUGCUGAUGACACCUCAGGGAACUUCCAACGUCUCCUGGUGUCUGUCCUCCAAGGAGCUCGGCCUGAAGGGGAUGAAGUCGACCCUGACAAGGCACAGGCUGAUGCUAUGGCCCUCUACAAAGCUGGGGAGGACAAGUGGGGAACUGACGAGUCGCGAUUCAAUGCCAUCAUGAUGUCGCGUAGUUAUGCGCAGCUACGUGCAACGUUUGAAGAGUACGGCAAGAUCUCGAAGAAUGACAUUGAGCAGGCAAUCAAGAAGGAAAUGAGCGGUGACCUGAAGGAAGGAAUGCUGACUGUAGUGAGGUGUGUGCGUAACAAACACAAGUUCUUUGCUGACAAACUUUACAAAUCUAUGAAGGGUCUUGGUACCGACGAUGACACACUGAUGAGGAUCUUGAUUUCUCGCUGUGAGGUCGACAUGCAGAACAUCAAAGCAGAGUUCCAGAAGGCCUACAACCAGACACUUGGAAAAUUCAUUGCGGGUGACACCUCGGGAGACUACAAAAGGAUCGUGGUUGCUUUGGUUGGAGGAGAAAGCUAAAUGUAGUUCCUUUAAGGUAAAGCAAUAACUAAUCAUGAGGCAACAAGCCCAGGCUACAAAUUCAGGGGUGAUUUGACUUUCAUGGACAAGGCAAAAAAAAGUUGAGUUGGUUUAGAUAAAGUUGUUCUCCCUGUGCUUUUCAACCAAUUUGACUAUUUUCUCUUGAUGAAAUUUCUGUUUGUAUGAUUUAGUAAAAAAAAAAAAAACCUAUUUUUUUGUAUUUUUUUUUUCUAAUAGGGCUUUUACAUUUUAAGUUGCUUUUGUGCUUCAAAUUCACAAAAAGAUCUGCCUGAAUUUAUGUCAGGCCACAUAAUUUGAAAUUUGGAAAUGUAUUUAUCCUCAACUAA
Molecule: messenger RNA, 3425 nt
Organism: Patiria miniata (bat star)
Lineage: Eukaryota; Metazoa; Echinodermata; Asteroidea; Valvatida; Asterinidae
Product: double zinc ribbon and ankyrin repeat-containing protein 1-like
Exons: 23
Coding region: 322-3078 (918 amino acids)
Molecular function (GO): calcium-dependent phospholipid binding; protein binding; calcium ion binding
Source: RefSeq, a predicted model, not a curated record